Molecule: messenger RNA, 1005 nt
Organism: Penaeus indicus
Lineage: Eukaryota; Metazoa; Arthropoda; Malacostraca; Decapoda; Penaeidae
Product: transcription factor Sp5-like
Exons: 1
Coding region: 1-1005 (334 amino acids)
Biological process (GO): regulation of transcription by RNA polymerase II
Molecular function (GO): RNA polymerase II cis-regulatory region sequence-specific DNA binding; DNA-binding transcription factor activity, RNA polymerase II-specific
Source: RefSeq, a predicted model, not a curated record
AUGACGGACCCCCCGCGCCCACUGUCACCCACGCCCAUCUUCCGCCCCUGGCAGCCGAACUUGGCUAGCCUCCCUCCCAGCGAGCAGCAGAUGCCCCAGAAUCCUAGAUCCGCCCAUUCCUCUGACAAAGAUCGCAAGCCCUCUACGCCCAUGUCUUCACCAGGCAUCCUUCCAAUCCUUCCGACGCCCUCGCGGUCAGCGCCGCCUUCGCAGCCUGCUAGGGAACCCCAGAAGCGUCGUCGGGAGGACAGCGAGGACGAGGACUUCGUCAGUAGAAGGAAGGUCAUCAAAGGCGAGAAAGGCGAAUCCGCCUCCCUCACGACGCCGCCCGCGCCCUUCCCGGUACUGGGUCUCCGCCCUCCCGGCUUGGCCAUCCCGACGCCCACGUCCUUGGCCUCGCACAUGCCUGGCUUCCCUGCAGGGCUCUUCCCUGACCUUGCGAGCGGUGGAAUAAACUCCGCCAUGCUGCCUGGGGGCUUCCCGUCGGCCAGGCUGCCCGCCCUCGCUCUCACGCCCUCGGAGCAGGCUCUUCCUGGCUUGGCUGCAGUGCCCGGGCUGAGUGCCGUGCCGGGCCUUGGCGGCGUUGCGGCCUUCGCGGGAGUGCCCGGGCCGCUGGUGCCGCUGCUGGAUAUGCUCGUGCCGGCGGCGGAGGUGGAGCGCGUGUGCGCCCGGCGUCCGCGCCCCAAGAGGUUCUCCUGCAGUGAGUGCGGCUCCGCUUUCAGCAACAAGGGCCAGCUGAAGGGCCACCUACGGAUCCACACGGGGGAGAGGCCCUUCGCCUGCGGACAUGAGGGCUGCGACAAGCGCUUCACCAGGAACGAGGAGCUGACCCGCCACCGCCGCAUCCACAGCGGGGCGCGCCCCUUCCCGUGCCCUCUGUGCGACAAGCGCUUCGGCCGGAAGGACCACCUCAAGAAGCACGUCCGCACGCACCAGCGACAGCCGCUCCUGCCGCCGCACCCGCUCCUGCACCACCUGCACCACCUGCAGCAGCUGCAACGUUAG